AUGGACAAGGAAGCAGAGAGACAGGAACUUCACAACCAGUUUGUAGCGGAACUGCGAGAACAGGAUCGAUGGCUUCCUAUCAACAACGUGGGAAGAUUGAUGAAGAAUACGCUGCCAGUUUCGGCGAAAGUGUCGAAAGACGCUAAAGAAUGUAUGCAGGAGUGUGUUUCGGAGUUCAUUUCAUUUGUUACAAGCGAAGCUAACGAUAGAUGCACUCAGGACAAGCGUAAGACUAUUAAUGGUGAAGACGUACUAACGUCGCUGAAUGCUCUGGGAUUUGAAAACUACGCCGAGGUCCUUAAGAUAUAUCUUGCCAAAUACCGCCAGCAACAGGCUUUGAAGAACCAGAUGACAUAUAUGCGGCGUGACGGCGUGUCCGACGAGGAAUCGCCGUCUGCUCCUGGAGCAUCGAUGCAAGAGGGGCAUCAAGAGGAGGAGUUGGAUGGAGAAGAUAUUGUUAAAACAGGUGGAAAAGAUACGGAAUACAUCAAAGCCGAUUCACAACUGUAUAUGUAA
Lachancea lanzarotensis is the source of this 516-nucleotide messenger RNA. It is a transcript of the gene HAP3, whose product is annotated as LALA0S07e02146g1_1. Bases 1 to 516 code for a protein of 171 amino acids. Gene Ontology annotation, cellular component: CCAAT-binding factor complex; nucleus. The transcript has a single exon. Gene Ontology annotation, molecular function: protein heterodimerization activity; RNA polymerase II cis-regulatory region sequence-specific DNA binding; DNA-binding transcription activator activity, RNA polymerase II-specific. The record is from RefSeq and is a predicted model, not a curated record. Gene Ontology annotation, biological process: regulation of transcription by RNA polymerase II. NCBI's taxonomy places the organism in Eukaryota, Fungi, Ascomycota, Saccharomycetes, Saccharomycetales, Saccharomycetaceae.